UCGAAAUAGCUGCUGGUUUAUCCCAGCUAUCAGAAACGCGGAUGCCUGCUUGCUUAAACUAUUUCAAAGAGUGUAACACUUUUAACUGGAUACAAUUUACGCGUAGUGAUAAUUCCUUUUGGACCAGAAUGAUGUGGAUACGCCCAUCCGUCGUUGUGCUGAUGAUAGUGCUACAGACCUGUGGGGCAGACAGGUUAGAACGAAUGGAGCGUCGAUUGGAACUGAAAUUGAAAGCCCUUCAGGCCUACGUCGAGGUGAUAGUGAACGCAAAUGAAGGAGAUUUUGUUACACUAGCUGAUAGAGUUUCUAAGCUUGAAUCAAUAGUUUCCACGUCAGAAAACGAUAUCAGAGAGACUACAAGUAACGGUUCAAGGAACGAGCAUACUGUAGCAUAUACAAAACCAGAAUUGAAUAACAUUCAAAAUACUCUCACUAUGUAUAAGCAUUCCUUUGAAAAACAAAAAAGGGAAAUGAACGAUGUUAAGAUUGUUCUUAAAGAUACAUUGUCGGUGUUUCGUUCAAACGUUUCCUUAACUAUUAACUCAUUAACCAACGCUGUCAGUGAUCAUGUGAAUCAUGGCGCCGAUGAGAUAUCAGCUACUUUAAAUAAUGUAAGCGAAACAUUAGUUGAAACUGGGAGUCGUUUGCGCUCUGAUAUAUUCACAUAUUUGGGCAAUCUCAGCUUUGAAGUUAAAACUGAGUUGGCCAUUAAUAUUGAAAGGGAAAUAGAUGACAACAAUAAAACAUUGAUUGCUCUAAAUUCUCAAGUCCGAGAUUAUAUUGCCAAUGAAACAGAAAGUCUAGCCUUUUUUAAAACUAAUAUACUUCAAGACAUGAAUGAAACACGGGCUCAUGUGCGAAACGAAACAACUGAACUUGAAAAGAAGGUUGAAGAGCUAAUAGGUAGAGCAAAUGAAGUUGUUGGGAUCAUUGAUAAGCAGGGAUCUACAAUAGAAGACGGCAUUAUGGCCACCAUCAAGGCGCUUCACAGUUCCUGGAGUGACUGGUCUGCAUGGUCCGACUGUUCUCAGUCAUGUGACAGCGGCAGCAAAAGUAGACACAGGUCAUGUGAUGUACUUCCGCCUAUUACUGAAGGAUUUUGCAUUGGAAAUGCAACAGAAACAAAGGAAUGCGUCAUUCACGAGUUUUGUCCAUAUUGGGGGGAAUGGUCGCCAUGGUCUCAAUGUUCCCAAACAUGCACCACUGGAACAAUGACGAGAGACAGAUCAUGCAAUGCACCGGCUUCUCUUGCAUCAACUUGCCAAGGAAAUGUAACUGAAAGUCAGACAUGUGUGAUGUUAGCCGAAUGUCCACGGACAACCACGGUCAACGCGUGUGAAGGGUUUCUAUGUUCUGACGGUAAUUGUAUUCCUGACUCUUGGGUUUGUGAUGGCGAUCAUGAUUGCUCGGAUGGAGGAGAUGAAAAUAACUGUGAAACGAGAACCUGUACGUCCAGCCAGUUUCGCUGCUCUUACGGACAAUGCAUCAGCAAUAGUUCGGUAUGUGAUGACGUCUCGCAAUGCUAUGAUGACGGUGAUGAGGAAAACUGUGACACCUGUGCAUCCGGCGCGAUCCUUUGCUCUUCCGUAAGGUGUAUACACGAGAGUAAUGUAUGUGAUGGACGUUCAGACUGCCUUGAUGGAAGUGAUGAGGUAAACUGUGAGACGAGAACCUGUACAUCCAGCCAGUUCCGCUGCUCUUCCGGGCAAUGCAUCAGCAAUUCUUUGGUAUGUGAUGGCGAUUCGACAUGCCGAGAUGGAAGUGAUGAGGAAAGCUGUGAAUCCUGCACAUCCGGCGCGUUCCUUUGCUCUUCCGGGGGAUGUAUCGACGAGAUUUAUGUUUGCAAUGGCCACUCGAGCUGCCCGGAUGGAAGUGAUGAGUUAAACUGUGAGGCGAGAACCUGUACAUUCAGCCAGUUCCACUGCUCUUCCGGGCAAUGCAUCAGCAAGUAUGGGGUAUGUGAUGGCUUUCAAGAUUGCCAAGAUAAAAGUGAUGAGGAAAACUGUGACACCUGUGCAUCCGGCGCGUUCCUUUGCUCUUCCGGAAAGUGUAUACGGGAGAGUAAUGUUUGUAAUGGAAGUUUAGACUGCCCUGACGGAGAUGAUGAGGUAAACUGUGAGACGAGAACCUGUCUUACCGACCAGUUCCGCUGCUCUUCCGGGCAAUGUAUCGGCAAAAGUUUGGCAUGUGAUGGCGGCUUGCAUUGCAGUGAUGGAAGUGAUGAGGAGAACUGUGACACCUGUGCAUCCGGCGCAUUCCUUUGCUCUUCCGGAGGGUGUAUCAGUGAGACUUAUGUAUGUGAUGGCAAUACGACCUGCCAUAAUGGAAGUGAUGAGGUAAACUGUGAGACGAGAACCUGUCAAUCAAACCAGUUUCGUUGCACUUCCGGGCAAUGCAUCUAUAAUGAUUGGAUAUGUGAUGGGGAGAAUGACUGCAAUGAUAGAAGUGAUGAGGUAAACUGUGGAUUGUGAUGGCGAUGAAGAUUGCACGGAAGGAGGUGAAGAAAGAAAUUGUGGGACUACAUGAAAUUACCCUAAAGACGAAUUAUAAAAGGACCAAUGACGUUUUAUCCCGGGUAGGAUGAUGGAUCCGCCGCUUUACCCCUACAAAUGCUUACCGUCCUCCUUGGAGGGACGUUCAACUGGCGUCCAUGAAAAAGUGCUAUCUACCAUUAUGCGGCUUAAACUAACAAGUCUGAUGCUCUAACAGGGACUGUCGAUAAAUAGGUGUGCACCUCCAUAUACAUCAUCAAAAACGAGACACAACCAACACGCUUUGUUCAUUACGUCAUCAGAUGUACUUAAUACACCUUUACAGACACACGCAACUAACAAAAUAUCCAUUAUUAAACAAUAGUAUACCUUACACAACUAUUUCCAUUCUAUUUAUCUGUAUAAAGACGAUCGGUUUGUAGACAUCAUAAAUAUAAUUCAGGCCGUCGUAAUUUUAUCUAUAGAUCUGCGGGUUGAACUGAAUCAUUCCAGGGUUAAUUUGCGUACAUAGCUAAAACGUGAUUUAUCAGCGAUAAGGCGGUCAGAGGUCACGUGGCCAAUUGUAAGCCCCCCCCCACUUGCACCCAUUCUCAUUAUUCCUUCAGAAAUACUUGCUUGCAAAUGUUAAGCAGAAUUUAUGCAACAUAUUCCUUCAUCAUCCCAGUCCAAUUCUACAUAUUAUAAAAAACACAUGUUUUCGAACGAAUAUAGUUGUACAUAGUGUUAAAGACAUUGGUUCAAUUGCUUGUUUUGUGUCCGAAUUAUUAUCCACCCGUCAUUGAAAUGGUUAACUAUAGUUUUUCGAAAAUAUUCAUGUAAAUGUAUUUUUUUAUGUAGUUUAUGCUUAUUGUUACAAUGAUGGCGUGUAUUUUGUUAUUGAAGUUAUAAUUAUGUCAGUUGUAUGAUGCCCAGUGGAAUAUAUGUUUUAUACGUUAAAUUGACAAUACCAGGUCUAAAUAAUAUUUAUUGAUUUACUAGAGACAAAGCUCUGUUUCAUUUAUUUAGUUGUAAGCUGGACGCUGUGCGAUCUACAUAUGCUAAUAAACCAUGUAUCUUAUGCCAAUGAAUCAUCUUAAAUGGUGUUCUUCUGUUAGCGGUGUAAUGAUAUACCAUAAGUGCUAAAUACAACACCCAGCAUGUUAAUGGCAAUGAAAUGGUGAAUAUAACACCCAGUAUAUCAAUGACAAUUAAAUGGUGAAUACAACACCCAUUAUGUCAAUGACAAUUAAAUGGUGAAUACAACACCCAUUAUGUCAAUGACAAUUAAAUGGUUAAUACAACGCCCAUUAUGUCAAUGACAAUUAAAUGGUGAAUAUAAAACCAAGCAUGUCAAUGACAAUAAAAUGGUGAAUACAACACCCAUUAUGUCAAUGACAGUUAAAUGGUUAAUACAACGCCCAUUAUGUCAAUGACAAUAAAAUGGUAAAUAUAACACCAAAUAUGUCAAUGACAAAUAAAUGGUGAAUAUAACACCAAAUAUAACAAUGUCAAUUAAAUAGUGAAUAAAACAGUCAGUAUGUGAAUGUCAAUUAAAUUGUGAAUAUAACACCCAGUAUGUGAAUGUCAAUUAAGUUGUGAAUAUAACACCCAAUAUGUGAAUGUCAAUUAAAUGGUAAAUAAAACACCCGGUAUGUGUAUGCAAAUUGAAUUGGAAAUAUAACACCCAGUAUGUGAAUGUCAAUUAAGUUGUGAAUAUAACACCCAAUAUGUGAAUGUCAAUUAAAUGGUAAGUAAAACACCCGGUAUGUGUAUGUAAAUUGAAUUGUGAAUAUAACACCCAGUAGGCGAAUGUCAAUUGAAUGGUGAAUAAAACACCCGGUAUGUGAAUGUCAAUUGAAUGGUGAAUAAAACACCCGGUAUGUGUAUGUAAAUUGAAUUGUGAAUAUAACACAAAGUAUGUGAAUGUCAAUUGAAUGGUGAAUAAAACACCCGGUAUGUGUAUGUCAAAUAAAUUGUGAAUAUAACA
Mya arenaria is the source of this 4458-nucleotide messenger RNA. Its product is annotated as low-density lipoprotein receptor-related protein 1B-like. The transcript has 17 exons. Gene Ontology annotation, molecular function: protein binding. The record is from RefSeq and is a predicted model, not a curated record. NCBI's taxonomy places the organism in Eukaryota, Metazoa, Mollusca, Bivalvia, Myida, Myidae. The coding region runs from base 42 to 2471 and encodes 809 amino acids.